AUGUUACAUCUACCGACAAUAGAAACGUCUUCGUCGGGGCGUCGGCGAAAGAAGGCGAAUAGUGAAGUUGACAGUGGAGCAGAAGAGCCGACAGCCACCAGUAGCCACGACGAUAAAAGUGAUUACCGCCUUGAUUUGAAGAAACGUCUGACCACAUUUCUAACCAGUAACUCUCAAAUGGCAUCAUCUGAUUCAGGAGUUUCUGGAGUCGAAUCAACAGUUGAACAUGAUUUGAGUGAAUUGAAAGCAUCGGAUUCUCCGAUGUCUCAUGAUGGUGCAGACUCUCCCAGACAAGAGUUGGAUCGAACGGAUAUUGUAGUUUGUGGAGAAUGUCAUACGAGUUUUUCAUUGAGCUGCUUUUCAAACUUCAUCGAGCACAAAGUGUCAAACUGCGGCGGAAAACUGACCCCAUCGGAUGACUGCGAAGUGACACCACGCAGUUUCGACCGAUCAAGACGGCGAACCUUCAACCCGGCGGCGCUGAAUCGAUGUGGUCGAUCAACAUCUGCGAAUCCUCUUCUCCUGAAUUACAACAUGGACGUCACCACAGACACAAAUGACUUAGGAAACUCCACAAAGUCACUGACAUGUUGUGCUUGCAAAGAGAGAUUCGGAGAUGUAUGGACACUUCUGAAGCACAGUUACAAUGUCCACGGAUUGAGAGUUUGUCAGGAGACACUUCCAGAAUCAGAUGUAUCAGUAACGUCAACGUCAUCCCCAACAUCAAAUGAUUCAAUGUUAAUGUCCUCGAGAUACAAUCACAAUGAUUCGUCGAAGAUCCUUCAUCCGACAUCCAUGAAGUCUGAUUCCACAAUGCUUAACAGCUACUGUUCGGACCGAUUAAAAGAAUUGGCCACAAGAGCAGGAGAACAAGAUCAGAAGCCAUUGAUGGCUCUUCGGAGGUUGAUGCCAAGCGAAGAGACUGAAGAAGAGCAAGUGUCUGCAUUCACAUCAACAUCUCUUCUGAACGCAAGAGCUUCUCAACCUCAGCUUCCAACUCCAGCCAAUUCACAAGGAUUCCAGACUUCGGGAUCAGUGCCAAAUGUCUGGAUGCAGCCAACAAUGCUCGCUGCCAUGCAAGACUAUUAUGCCUCGAUUCAGCAAAUGCCAUAUCCGAUGACAAAUAGUACUGCAGUUGCUCUUCUGAAUCUCUCAAACAAUCUUCAACAACAACAACAAGCUCAACAACAACAGCAGCAACAGCAACAACAACAACAAGCUCUGUCAGCUUCUGUUCCACAAGUCGCCACACCUCAGCCACAAUUAGCACCAACACCAUUGUUUCAGAGUCUCAAUAGACUCAGCACUUCUGAUGAGCCAUCUGCAUUCACAUCAAGACCCGCAUCAGCAGCAAUCAGACGUCGUGCGUCUCCAGAAGAAGAGAUGACUCCUCCACGAAAAAGUAUGAAGAUUGAAGAAGAGGAUCAACUGAUUAUUGUGGACGACUCGGAGCUUGCUGAGCCGGCUGCUCGGAGACAGAACAAUAUCAAGAAAGAGAGAUGUAACUUUUGUAACAAGGUAUUCACAAAUCGUUCCAACCUGAUUGUCCACCUUCGAUCCCACACUGGAGAAAAACCGUACAAAUGUCAAUUGUGUCCAUAUGCAUGUGCUCAAAGCAGCAAACUCACUCGACAUAUGAGAACUCAUGGACAACAAGGAAAAGAAACGUAUCACUGUUACAUCUGCAGCAUGCCUUUCUCAGUUCAUUCAACUCUCGAAAAGCACAUGAGAAAGUGUGUGGUGAAUACCCAAGGAGGGCGUCGUGAAGGAGCAUCCCCACCAGAGCGAUCCAUCCGUCCAUCUCCAUCAGCUCUUGCAGAUGCCACUUCACUUCUAGCCUUAUCGACCCAAUCUCUCCCAGCUCCUCCACAACCACCAACCAGUGCCGUCAGUCAAAGCAACCAGAUCGUAUUGAAUUGGUUGCAAGCGCUGAAUGUCAGUAAUACGACACCAACAGCAACUUCGAAAGAAGAUAUGAUUGAUGCUGAUGAGGAUAUGGAAGAGUCAGAGGCCAGCGAUAUGCAGCCACAGCAGCAACAACUUUUGACUGAAUCUAACCAAGUGGCUACAGCUGCUAACUAA
Caenorhabditis briggsae is the source of this 2082-nucleotide messenger RNA. NCBI's taxonomy places the organism in Eukaryota, Metazoa, Nematoda, Chromadorea, Rhabditida, Rhabditidae. The record is from RefSeq and is a predicted model, not a curated record. Gene Ontology annotation, molecular function: DNA-binding transcription factor activity; RNA polymerase II cis-regulatory region sequence-specific DNA binding. Bases 1 to 2082 code for a protein of 693 amino acids. The transcript has 10 exons. Gene Ontology annotation, cellular component: nucleus. Gene Ontology annotation, biological process: regulation of transcription by RNA polymerase II.